Lacerta agilis (Sand lizard) is the source of this 2052-nucleotide messenger RNA. RefSeq names its product vomeronasal type-2 receptor 26-like. The record is from RefSeq and is a predicted model, not a curated record. The transcript has 4 exons. Gene Ontology annotation, biological process: G protein-coupled receptor signaling pathway. Gene Ontology annotation, molecular function: G protein-coupled receptor activity. Gene Ontology annotation, cellular component: membrane. The coding region runs from base 1 to 2052 and encodes 683 amino acids. NCBI's taxonomy places the organism in Eukaryota, Metazoa, Chordata, Lepidosauria, Squamata, Lacertidae.
AUGGUCCCAAGUGAAGCAAACCAGUACAUUGGGAUCAUUAGCUUGCUGAAGCAUUUUGGUUGGACCUGGAUUGGGCUCUUUGCUGUGGACGAUAACAGUGGAGAACAGUUCAUACAGACCCUGGAGCCAUUGCUUUCUCAGAAUGGAAUCUGUUCAGCCUUCACACAAAGAAUCUCCAACCAACAUGAUUUAACGAAUAUCAAUGCAUUUAACAUAUUAGCUUCUAUUAUUUACCUAGCUUUCUCAGAAAGCAAAGUCAGUAUCUUUGUCAUCUAUGGAGAUUCUAUGACCAUUCUAUGGGUGAAUGCAUAUGUGCUCAUAGGAUUUCCUAGCUACAAUGAAAGCACAUCACUUGGAAAGGUGUGGGUUAUGACAGCCCAGCUGGAUUUUACAUUAACAGGCGUUCAGAAUGUAUGGGACUUUCAAUUGUUCGAAGGGGCCCUGUCCUUCACAAUUCACUCUGAUGAGAUUCAGGGAUUCAAGGAAUUUCUUCAGGUGGUAAAACCUGGCUGGAAUCAAGCAGAUGGCUUUCUCAAGGACUUCUGGGAGCAGGCAUUUAACUGUUUAUUUCCAGACCCCCAGGAGCUGAUCGAGGUUGGUGGAUCUUGUACUGGAGAGGAGAGGUUGGAGAAUCUUCCUGCAACUGUAUUUGAAAUGCACAUGACUGGCCACAGCUACAGUAUCUAUAAUGCUGUCUAUGCUGUGGCACAUGCUUUGCAUGCCAUAGAGUCAUCUCGAUACAAACACAGUCCAAUGAUGAGUGGCAAAAGUAUUCAAGAUCUCCAGCCCUGGAAGCUGAACCCAUUUCUUGAAGGCAUUUUGUUUAAUAACUCCAUUGGAGAAGCAAUCUUUUUUCAAGAUAACAGGGAGAGGAGAGGUGGAUUUGACAUAACGAACAUGGUCACUUUCCCAAACAAAUCAUUCAAGAGAGUCAAAGUUGGAAGGGUGGAUGCCAAGUUUAAGGAAGCAAAAGAGUUCAUCAUUAAUACAGAUAUAAUUGUGUGGCACAGGAGUUUUAACCAGGUGAUGCCUGUCUCUGUGUGCAGUGAUUCCUGCCAUUCUGGUUAUCAGAAGAAAAAGAAGGAAGGAAUGAAGUUUUGCUGCUACAGUUGCGCCCUGUGUCCAGAAGGAAAGAUUUCCACCCAGAAGGAUACGGAUGACUGUUCCAAAUGCCCAGAAGAUCAGUAUGCAAGCAAGGACAGAGAUCGGUGCAUCCUGAAACUGACAAUCUGUCUGUCUUAUGAGGAACCCUUAGGGAUCAGUUUAGCCUUGGUUGCUAUUUCUUUUUCCCUCAUCACAGUCGCAGUGUUAGGAACUUUCAUUAAGCACAAAGAUACCCCCAUAGUCAAAGCCAACAACCGUGACAUCACCUACACUCUCCUGGUCUCCCUCCUGCUCUGCUUCCUCUCAUCUUUACUUUUUAUAGGAAGACCUCAGAAGUUGACUUGCUGUCUCCGACAAUCUUCCUUUGGAAUCAUCUUCUCUGUAGCAGUUUCAUGUGUAUUGGCAAAAACUAUCAUUGUUGUUGUAGCUUUCAUGGCCACCAAACCAGGGUCCAGCAUGAGGAAGUGGGUGGGGAAAACAUUGGCCAACUCCAUUGUCCUUUUCUGCUCUUUGAUUCAAGCAGGCAUCUGUGUAGUGUGGCUAGCAACUUCUCCCUCCUUCCCCAAUUUGGACAUGCAGUCAGUACCUACACAGAUCAUAUUGGAAUGCAAUGAAGGGUCUGUCCUCAUGUUUUAUCUUGUUCUGUGCUACAUGGGCCUUCUGGCCAUCAUCAGCUUCACUGUGGCUUUCCUGGCAAGGAAGUUGCCAGACAGUUUCAAUGAAGCCAAAUUCAUCACCUUCAGCAUGUUGACGUUUUGCAGUGUUUGGUUGUCAUUUGUUCCAACCUACCUGAGCACCAAGGGGAAAUACACGGUGGCUGUGGAGAUCUUCUCCAUCUUAGCUUCCAGUGCUGGGUUAUUAGGCUGCAUCUUUGCCCCUAAAUGCUUCAUCAUUUUGCUGAGGCCUGACUUGAACAAUAGGGAGCAGCUAAUAAGAAAGAAAGAUUAG